Messenger RNA from Closterium sp. Yama58-4, 474 nucleotides. Lineage: Eukaryota; Viridiplantae; Streptophyta; Zygnematophyceae; Desmidiales; Closteriaceae. The record is from the annotation of a GenBank genome assembly.
AUGGAGACGAUGAAGCCCUCCGCGUCGCAUUCGCGCACGACCAUGAGCAGCAGCAGUGGUACCAGUACCCAUAUCAUCAUUAUCAUCUUAGCACCGUUACCACAAGCACUGGCAGGCAUUGGGGCGUGCGUAAUGGAGACGAUAAAGCCCUCCGCGUCGCACUCGCGCACGACCAUCGCCAUAUCACAUCGCCAUAUCACAUCGCCAUAUCACAUCGCCAUCACAUCGCCAUAUCACAUCGUCAUGGCAUCAUCAAAACCACCAGGACCAACAGCAGCACAUGGGUCACAGGCGGGCAAAGGCACGUACGUGAUGGAGACGAUGAAGCCCUCCGCGUCGCACUCGCGCACCACCUGGGUGUUAUACGUGUCCGCGCAGUCCCCGCCGUUGACGAUGUCGAUUUCCCACACCUUGGACAGCUCCUUGAGAGGCGGCACUGCGGGGAAGUGGAAGGGGGAAAGGGCGGACUCGUGA